CUCAAUGCACUUUUCAGUCAGACUUCUCGUCACCGCUCCCAUUUGAUACUGGGAGGGGAAGUGACUCUUCUGAGGUGUCACAGAUUGCAACAGAGCCUGGGACAGAACCCAGGAGUCCUGGCUCACAGCACCCCCCUGCUCUAGCCACUAGACCCCACUCCCCUCCCAGAGCUGGGCAGUAGUUGCAGCUGCCAUAAUACCUCUUGUUUUGCACCCACGCCACAUCCCACACAACUAUGGCAGCACAGUCCCCUGGCUCUGGGCUCCCCCAUCACUGGACUGUGAUGGGCUGGGCCAGGGGCUCUCCUGCCCUGUGUGCCAGUUGCUGUAAGUGCCGGUGGGAGGACACUGGGGGUCUGGCACCAUUGCUCCCUGGUGUGUCACCCUCUCUUUUCCCCUGUCUGAGCCUCCUGUUCCCCUGUAACCUGCACCAGGGACUGGAGUAGAUGCCAAGAAUCCGUGUAGAUGCCAGUGAUUCGGGCAGAGCUCUUCUCCCACCUGAUCCAUGUCGGGCUGUGGGGAGAAGGGCUCAGAGCUAUUCAGGUUUUUCCGGAGCCUUUGCCGGGCUGGCUGGGAAUCCAGCACAACCUUAGAUGCUACACGUAAUGCUGGGAACUGUGCUUCCCCCAAGCCACGCCUGGAGCCCAGCUUGGGGAUGCUGGCCGGGUACCUUCCCCUUUUCUGCUAGGCCCCUAGGGGGCAGGGGAGCUGGUUUCCCUGGAGGUACCUGCUGCCAGGGAGGGCAUCUGUCCUGGCUCAGAUGCUGCUAUAGGAACCUGUAGGGGAUGGGGGGCAGUGGGAUCCGCUCUGGUGCUCGUGGGGUGGGGAUCCCAGCUCCCGGGCCUGUCCCUGCUCCUAGGGCUGGCUGGGUCUCCACGGAGAUCUUUGCACAAGAGGUGACGCUGCAAGGGACGUUUAUCAGAUGGGCUGUCACUGCGGCCUGGGCCCAGCCUCUGGGUGGGGUGCUCAGUGACACAGCAACGGAAGGAAGGAAGCCGGCAUUUGGCAAUGCUAGCUGGGUGCCUGUUGCCAGGCCAGGGUGGGGCAGCCCAGCCUCGGAGCUAGGAGAUGAGAAAGGAGAGCUGGCUGCUGCCAGCAGCUUUACAAAUAAAAGUGAAAGCCCUCAGCCCAGCUGGGGCCGUUUCACAACAUCUCAGCUUGGGGCGAGUGCCAGAAGCCAUGAGCAGCUGAGAGAUUACCGGAGCCAGAGGCUUUUCUCAGCGGCAGCGCCUCACCCCCACGCCGUGAUCUAGCCCACCGUGGGCUGAACCCAAACGGUGCAUCUCUCCCCCCAGCAGAGUGUGCCACAGACCCCAGUGCAGGAUCGCUAUGGGCCCGACGCGGGGGCCGACGAGGAGUCCAGCUCGGAAUCGGAGGAAAGUGGGGACGAUGUGGUGAGCGUGCGAUGGAGGUUGGGGGUCAGCGGCCCUGAGAACGGGGAGCGGCUUCAGAACAGGAUUCCUGGGUCCUAUCCCCAGCCCUGGGAGGGGGAGAGGGAGAGGGCUGGUGGGUCAGAGCAGGGGGCUGGGAGCCAGGAUUCCUCCUGAGUUCUGCCCCCGCCCUGACACUGACUGGCUCUGUGCCCUUGGGUGAGUGACUUCCCUGCUCAGUGCCUCAGUUUCCCCCUCUGUCCUGUGGGAAUAAUGCUGAGCUGCCCCUUGGUACCCUGUGGGGUGAGGUCCGUGCUAGACACAGUGCCCCAGAGAAAGGGUGGGGGUUGCUCUUGAUUAACCCGCUGGGCCCGGCAGGAGCUGGACCCCCUGCAAGACAGAGAUUUCUAUCGCACUCUGGCCCUGCUGAAAACCAGGGACCCCAGGAUCUACCAGAAAGACGCCACCUUCUGCAGCCAAGCAGAUUCUUCGUCAGAAAGCGGGAGGGAGGCAGCAGCUCCGAAGAGGAAGGAGAAACCCAUGUACCUGAAGGAUUACGAGAGAAAGGUGAUCCUGGAGAAGGAAGGCAAAUACGAGGAGGAUGAGGAGGACGAGGAAGCAGCAGCUGAAAGACAGAAGAGAGCCGCCUCCCAGAGCUACGCUGAGGAGCAGAAGCGAAUCAAGGAGAGCUUCCGGCCGUUCGUGGCAGACAGCGACGGGGAGGAGAGCGCAGGGGAGGGCGGCUCGGCCCUGCUGCAGAAACGGAUCAAGAGCACGGAGGAGAAGGCGCGUGAGGAGGAGGACUAUGUCAGCUGGCUCAAAGGGCAGGAUUUGCCCCCGGACCAGCAGCUCGAGGACUUGGCCCCGCUGAAGGAGUAUUGGAGCGACCCCACGCUGGACCCCGGGGAGCGCUUCCUACGUGACUACAUCCUGAACAAGGGCUACAGGGAGGAGGAGGAGGAGGAGGGAAGGGGCCCCGGGGCUGUAUCCCCGCUGCGGCUGGACGACUCCUCGGACGAGGGGGAGCUCUUCCUCCAGAAGCAGGAGGAGUUUGAGCACAAGUACAACUUCCGCUUUGAGGAGCCUGACGCGCAGCUGGUGAGGACUUAUCCCCGGACCAUCGCCAGCUCGGUGCGCAGGAAGGACGAGCGGCGCAAGGAGAAACGUGAGGAGAUCAGGGAGAGGAAGAGGAAGGAGAAGGCCCGGAAGCAGGAGGAGUUGAAGCAGCUGAAGAACCUGAAGCGCCAGGAGAUCCUGGCCAAGCUGGAGAAGCUGCGGGAGGCGACGGGCAAUGCGACCGUGGGCUUCGGGGAGCAGGAGCUGGAGGGGGCCUUUGACCCGGCCGAACACGACCGGCUCAUGCAGAAAUUCUUUGGGGCCGAGUAUUAUGGGGAGGUGGAGGAGGAGAAGCCGCAGUUCCAGGAGGAGGAGGGCGUGGAUGACGGCUGGAACUGGGACAACUGGACUGGCCGGGGCGAGUGGCCGGAGGAAGAGGGGAGCUACGAGCCGCACUGCGAGGACCCCAACUUUGUUAUGGACGCGGAUUACGACCCCCGCGUGCGGCCAGACCUCCCCCGGAAGCGGCAGAAGGAGGCGCCGACGCUGCUGGGGAAGAGGAGGCGCAAGAGGCGGUUCACGGAGGCUGUGGAGCAGGAGAAGCCCCCGUUCGACCCUGAGGAGGGCUCCUUCGAGCAGUACCUGGACGAGUAUUAUCGGCUGGACUACGAGGACCUGAUCGGGGAUCUGCCCUGUCGUUUCAAGUACCACGCCGUGGUGCCCUGCGACUUCGGUCUCAGCACCGACGAGAUCCUGGCCGCUGACGACAAGGAGCUAAACCGCUGGUGUUCACUGCGCAAGACCUGCAUGUACAGGUCGGAGAAGGAGGAGCUCCAGGACAAGGCCGCCUACACCCGCAAGGCGCAGAACACCAGCAAGAAGCAGCAGAUCCUCAAGUCCCUCUCAGCUGCCGCGGAGGAGGCCGGCGGGGACAAGACGCGGCCGAAGCUGGGCAAGAAGCACCAGGACAAGGCACAGGGGAAGGAGCCGCAUGGCGCUGACCUGGCUGAGUGCCAGGAGGAUGAGGGGCCCUCGGUGCCCACGGCAGGGGCCCUCAGCCCCACCCUGCCCCCUGCUGGGCAGCCUGGGGGCCUGGAGGGGAAGGUCUCCCCUGGGCCCCAGGCCCCUGCCCCCAAGCGGAGGGGGCGGAAGGGGCUGCUGCUGGGUGCCAAGGUGCGGGUGGGUGGGCGGGAGUUCAGCGGGCACAGGCUCCAGGCCUACGGGCUCAACGCGCGCCGCUUGCUCUACCGCCAGCUCCAGUGCCGAAGCAGGAAGUGGCCGGCGCAACAGCCUCAGCGGGCCAAGGGCAAAGCUGCCCAGGCCUGAGCAUGGCGGGGAGCGGGGCCCCAGGCCUACCCUGAAACUGAGGGUAGGGUGGCAACUUCUGCCCCAGGGCCAGUUUUACCUCACCCCACCCCGGCAGCUGGGGUCACUGUCUCUACCCCUUCCUGCCCGCUGCGCACAGAGGCGGCGCUGCUCAAAGAAGUGGGCUCGAAGCCCAGAUGUCUGGGUCCAAUUCUGGCUCAGUUUCCCCUGCUGGAGCUGGUGUGCUGCCGGCUGGGGCUGAGUGUUUGGUGGCAGAGAGUGGAGCAGAGCCCGUUUCUCCUCCAGCCCUGCCGGGCCUUGUUCCCUUGUUUACCGAUUCCAGAAUAAACCUCGCCCUGGUGCUCCA
Messenger RNA from Gopherus evgoodei (Goodes thornscrub tortoise), 4098 nucleotides. It is a transcript of the gene KRI1, whose product is annotated as KRI1 homolog. The transcript is spliced from 18 exons. Gene Ontology annotation, cellular component: 90S preribosome; nucleolus. Bases 1911 to 3752 code for a protein of 613 amino acids. Gene Ontology annotation, biological process: endonucleolytic cleavage in ITS1 to separate SSU-rRNA from 5.8S rRNA and LSU-rRNA from tricistronic rRNA transcript (SSU-rRNA, 5.8S rRNA, LSU-rRNA). The record is from RefSeq and is a predicted model, not a curated record. Lineage: Eukaryota; Metazoa; Chordata; Testudines; Testudinidae.